Messenger RNA from Hypomesus transpacificus, 6387 nucleotides. It is a transcript of the gene ssh1a, whose product is annotated as slingshot protein phosphatase 1a. Gene Ontology annotation, cellular component: cytoplasm. Gene Ontology annotation, molecular function: actin binding; protein tyrosine/serine/threonine phosphatase activity. Bases 87 to 3533 code for a protein of 1148 amino acids. The record is from RefSeq and is a predicted model, not a curated record. NCBI's taxonomy places the organism in Eukaryota, Metazoa, Chordata, Actinopteri, Osmeriformes, Osmeridae. The transcript is spliced from 16 exons. Gene Ontology annotation, biological process: negative regulation of actin filament polymerization; protein dephosphorylation; actin cytoskeleton organization.
UCCAAGGGGAUGUGCAACCACUUGAAACGCCGCAUCACGACGGGGAAGCGCGCUCUACCCAUCCCGUGGGCCCGAGCCAUGGCUGAAUGCUAAACAAUUUUCAAAGAACAUUUGAAAACACCAAAAAACUGAUUUUGUUUGUUUUUUUACAACGAUGCACUUAUAACGACUAUGACCGUCCGUGCACUUACGGCCGGUUGUCUUUCUACGGUGACAUCGAGAAAACACAACUUCCUCCAGACAGUUCUUCCCCCGGAAUAAGGCACCGCAUCCUCAGACAGGCCAUACCGGCCUGGCUAGCUUGUCUCCCGGCCAUGGCUCUGGUAACACUGCAGCGCUCCCCCACCCCAAGCGCUGCCUCCACGGCUAGCACAACGACCACGAAUGCAGGGGAGGAUUUUGGGAGUGACGAUGAACGCAGGCUUAAUCAGAGCCUGAGCGAGAGCUUCUUCAUGGUGAAGGGUGCGGCUCUCUUCCUGCAGCAGGGCAGCGGGCCCCAGGGACAGAGGGCACACCCCUAUCACAAGCACACAGGAGACUUACCUCAGCACCUGCAGGUGAUGAUAAACAUUCUUCGCUCGGAGGACCGAAUUAAACUGGCGGUGCGUCUGGAGAGCGCUUGGUCGGAGCGCGUGCGCUACAUGGUGGUGGUGUACACCGGGGGCCACCAGGACACUGAGGAGAACAUCCUGCUGGGGAUGGACUUCAUCAACAAGGACAGUAAAAGCUGCUCCAUCGGCAUGGUUCUUCCUCUGUGGAGCGACACCAAGAUCCACCUGGACGGAGACGGGGGUUUCAGCGUGAACACGGUCGGUCGGGCUCACGUCUUCAAGCCCGUGUCGGUGCAAGCCAUGUGGUCGGCCCUCCAGAUCCUGCACAAGGCGUGCGAGGUGUCCCGCAGGUACAACUACUUCCCCGGGGGCAUGGCGCUCACCUGGACGGGCUUCUACGAGAGCUGUGUGUCCUCGGAGCAGAGCUGCAUCAACGAGUGGAACGCCAUGAGAGACCUGGAGACGGCCAGGCCAGACUCACCCACCAUGUUCCUGGACAAGCCUUCAGAGAGAGAGCGGACAGAGUGCCUUAUCAAAGCCAAACUCAGAAGCAUCAUGAUGUGCCAAGACCUGGAGAACGUCACCUCCAAGGAGAUCCGUAGUGAGCUGGAACACCACAUGAGCUGCAACCUCAACGAGUACAAGGAGUUUAUCGACAACGAGAUGCUGCUGAUCCUGGGCCAGAUGGACAAGCCCACGCUCAUCUUCGACCACCUCUACCUGGGCUCAGAGUGGAACGCGUCCAACCUGGAGGAGCUACAGGAUACAGGGGUCGGCUACAUCCUCAACGUCACGCGGGAGAUCGACAACUUCUUCCCAGGAACCUUCUCCUACCACAACAUCCGCGUCUACGACGAGGAGGCUACCGACCUCCUGGCUCACUGGAACGAGACGUACAACUUCAUCGUCAAAGCCAAGAAGAGCCGCUCCAAGUGUCUGGUCCACUGCAAGAUGGGCGUUAGCCGCUCGGCGUCCACGGUGAUCGCCUACGCCAUGAAGGAGUACGGCUGGUCGCUGGAAAAGGCCUACAGCUUCGUCAAGCAGAAGAGGAGCAUCACACGGCCCAACGCCGGCUUCAUGAGGCAGCUGGCCGAGUACGAGGGCAUCCUGGACGCCAGUAAGCAGCGCCACAACAAGCUGUGGCGCCCGGACUGCGAUCUCACCGACAACCAGGCGGGGGCGCCCUGCUGCGAGGGGGGCGAGGAAGCGGGCCCCCCGACCCCCGAGCCAGGCAUGUCCCCCUGCUGUGUCGAGGCGCUGAGCGACAAGGCCUCGUCCCGCCUCUCACCCCCCCGCAGAGCGGUCAGCCUGGCUGUGGACCCCGCCUACAACAACUAUUACUUCCGCCGGCUGUCCGACUCCGCCCUGGACAGCGAGCCGUCUACGCCGGUGCGUGGGCCUCCUCUCCUGGACGUGGGCCGCGUCUUUAUCGAGAUCGAAGACGUGGAGAGGGACGCUCUUCUGGACGACGAGGCCUUCGAGGGGCGCGAGGGCCCGCCGCUGCCCCACUUCGGGGCCUCCGGGGAGGGCACGGCCGCCCAGACCUGCCCCCGGGGCACGGAGCCCCUGGAAGAACUCCGGCUGCGGCUUGAGUUCAGCACGGUGGAGGAGGAGGACGAGGAGGAGGUGCAGAAGGAGGAGGCAGAGAUGGAGGCUCUGAUGCAGCCUGGAGGAGGAGGAGGAGGAGGAGGAGGAGAGGGCGAUGGAGAGGGCGAUGGAGAGGAGGAGAUGGUUCAGGAUGUGGAGGAGGAGGGGGAUAAGGAGAGCAACGAGAUGGACAUGGCAACCCUCAAUCGCCUUGGCAACGAGAACUCCAACAACAACAACAACAGCCGCAUGCAUCCUCUCCUUAACUUCACUCCUGCCGCUGCUGUAAAACCUGCGCCUGCAGUCCAGCCCUCCGCCCUGUCCAGAGCCCACAGCAAGCCCAGGACCGCAGGGGUUCCCCUGGCCUCGGGGCCAGCCCCUCCUCCCUGCAGGGGGCCUGGCUCUCAUCCCUGUGUCUAUGUGGAGACGUUUAGUGCCAAGCUACCCUUCUCCCCCAACCCUCCUCCUACCCUCCCUCUCCCCUCCACCGCCCCUCCUACCCUCCCUCUCCCCUCCCCCUCCACCACCCCUCCUACCCUCCCUCUCCCCUCCACCGCCCCUCCUACCCUCCCUCUCCCCUCCCCAAACAACGUCUGCUGCUCUGUGCGAACCCCCUGGGCCCCCCUGUGUAACAAUGCCAACAGUGCUGCCCUGCUCUGUCAAGCCCCAGCAGACGUCCACAGGGACACCCCCCUCUCCCUGGAGGGCACAGAGCCCCUCCCCGUGCCUGAGUGCCAGAGGCUGGUCCUGGAGGAGGAGAGGCCAGCGCCUGCCUGCCUCCCGGCCCAGCAGACGACCCUGCUGGAGGGGCAGAGGUCCGGCUUGGUCCGGCGCACGGCCCAGAGACUGGAGAGGCUCUCCGGUUCGUCCCAGGACGGGCCGCAGCCUCUUGACCCCCACCCAGCCACCCGGAAGCCCCCCAGCGGAGGAGAGGGGGCUCUGGCAUCCUCCUCCUCGCCGAGAGACCCCCUCCCCGAGCCCCUCGCCUCCCCCGUGCGCCUGGACCCCCUGCUGGCCCCCUCUGGGGCACAGACCCCGGCCUCCUCCCCCCACGGCGCCGCCCUGACGCGCAGCUCCAGCAGCGAAAGCCUGCGCAGUGUGAGGGGCACGCCCGGUCUGGUGCGCCAGCGGGCGCAGGAAAUCGAGAUGCGCAUGCGGCUGGCAGGUCUCACCCUGCCCUCCCGCCUCAAGCGCUCCAACUCCCUGGCCAAGCUGGGUAGCCUCACCUUCUCCUCCGAAGACCUCUGCUCUAUCUGCUCCAUGGACGGAGGGGCGGCCCUGUUGAUGCUCUCGCUGUCCCCCGAACCAGAGGCCCCCAGCCCGGACUGGCCCAGCCCCCUCCAGGGGCCCCCUUCCGCCACCUCCGGCCCCCUGAGGAGCCCCCCCAGGAGCUGACAGAAAGGACGGAGGCCCACUCCUCCACCCAUCCCUCCAUCUUUCUCCCUGAGCUGGAGAGUGUCAGAUCACAGACAAGGAAGAGAGACCAUUUCACAAAACACGGAUGUAUAUAGAAAAGCGUGUUAGAAAGUUAGAGGGGAAAAUAUAUAUAUAUUAAUAUAAAUCCACGUUAUAUUUAAAAAAAUAUUCAAAUAUGUCCUGCUUGGAGAUAUAUUGGUGAACGGCUGUCAUUGCAUGGAGUUUGAUGAAUGUGUUCGCAAAGGUAAACCUCAAACUGAAGAUCUGAUCUCCAGUCAGUGGGAUAUCGACCCUGACCAAACCCCUUCCUGUACCUGCAUCAGUCCAGCUGUCCAGAGAUCAGCUUCUCUGCUUCCUCAUCAGAGUCUUCAUCACAUCACGACUUCCUGGAUCUUCAUAUGACUUGACGUGAUUGUUGUGUAACCAUUCUACCUCUGGGACAACACGACGAUCUUCAGCUGGACUGCUCAGUCAACUGACAACAGCUCUCGUCUCCUGUCGUUAAGCUGGCUGGACUAGAGCUGACCUUGUUUGUGCUGUUCCAGGUCUCAAGGGAGAGGAGAGGGCUGGAUUGACUGAAGCUCUUUACUUUGACCGCUUAUCGUUCCCCACUUGCCUGUGUCAUUCCCUUUAUUAAAUCUCAGACUUGUUCUUUGAACUGAGCUGCUGAAUCGAGUUUGGAGGUGAAGGGAGCGACUGUCUGCCUCUCUGAGGCUGUGGAGACGAUGUUCCUCUGAUCUCUGCUCCGAGGCUGCCCCCCCCCCCCCCCCCCCCAGAGAUGGGGGGGGGGGGUGCCUGUCCCACACCUCCACCCUCUCCUCCCCCCCCCCCCGGCUCUUCUGACGCUGCCUAUCCAGAGGCGUCCAUGCUUCUGCCAGUUCACCCCCUGCACCCCGCCUCCACGGAGUGAUAAACACUAAACGUUUAUUAUGCAACAUCUUCGCUAAUUUGCCAUUGAUUUGUCAUCCCUUUUUAUAGAGAAGUUUUUUUAUACGUUUUUUUUAUGUUUAGAGUUUCUGUGUACGUUUUGUUUUAUUGCAUGAGGGUGAUUAAAUGGUAACUGUGAACUAUUUAUGAGAGAAACUUCAAACACAUGAAUAGGUUCAUAUUGCACAUUAAUUUCUUCCAUACAUAUGUGAGCACAUGAAGUUUGUACUGUAUGUAAAUAUGUAUGUAUAUUUGAAGAUGCUACUUCUGUUGAUCACUGUGUGUGUGUGUGUGUGUGUGUGUGUGUGUGUGUGUGUGUGUGUGUGUGUGUGUGUGCAGUCUGACAGCACAGACUCAGUUCUUCUGAGAACACACUCACGGUCUCUACAAACGACACCCUACCGAUUUUAAUCACUUAUAUUGUGAGUGUUUGUACUGUGUGUGUAUGUAUGCUACUGUACAUAUGCUAUUCGAAUGGAGCCUGUCAGAGGAAUUUGAUGGGAUUUAGUUGUUGCGAUCAUAUUUCAGUUGGAUUGGCCACUUGAAACAUCCCAGAGAACUGAAGAACACAGAAAAAUGAUAAUAAUUUGAGUAUUUUUCUCAUAUGCGGGUGUUCUUCAGGAAAACACAGAAAGGGAUGUUAUGCUGUGUAUAAAGGAUAGCUUUUCUAGCUGCAUGAUUUUAUUCACAAGUUCAGGAGCAAGAUUUGAUUUCUGUUCUCCUCUCUCUCUACUCUCUUUCUAUUUGCUCUCACUCUCUACUCUCUCGUUUCUCUCUCUCCAUCUCUUCUCUGUUCUGUCUUAGAGCAGAGACAGAGUGCUGGCCAGGCCGGUGCCUCCGUACAGCAGUGCUGUUCUGAGAUGUGCGUGCAAUACGCACUCACACUCCAAAAUGAGCGUGUGCCUAUACGACGUCAUCGGGUCAGGACGAAUUCCAGCCUGUGUUCAGCGCGUUGCUUGAGGGCCUCCUGCCUCCGGGUGUUUGUCCGAGGGGGGGGGGGGGGGGGGGGGGGGGAGGUGGAGGCGGUGUGUGUGUCCGCCGUCAGUCCAGCUCUGCAGAGGCUGGAUCCAUGGACGUUAAAGUGCCUUACCUGUGAGACCGGUGGCAUGGAGAGACUCGCGAGGCGGCGACAGGGCGCUGCGAGGGAAGAGACUAGUAAGGAGAACUAGUACUCCUGUCAGAGCGUUGGUCCUGCGUUUUAUCGUUUUUUUUUUUCAUCUUAUGUUUAUUUGAUUUAUGAUUUGGGUUGUUUCUCCUGAGACUGAGGAGAGUAACAGCAUUCUGAAGACUGGUGGUCCACCUUCAAUCCUCCCUAACAGAUUAUUUAGAUCGUGAAGAAGCAAACAAACUGAAUCGUCUCGUGGACUAGCGUACCCGCGAGGCUUGCCAAGAUCCCAAACACUUUUCUGCUCUUCGGAAGAGACCAGAGUUCCAUGGGGGCUUUUCUCUCUCUCUCCCUCCACAAAUUAGAGAUAGGAAUCCAUCCAAGCUGUUUAGAAUAGAAUACAAUAUGUGAAACCAUGUCGUCAAUUAGCUAUGUAUGUCAGUGAGCUGUUAUAUCGCUGUCGUGCUGCUUCACAAGGGUCUAAAAGGAGAGACGCGGUACUAGUUACAAUGGAGACACAAUCAAACUAUGAGCAGGACUGACAGGGGACGGGGUUCAUAUCAUAUUUGUAAAGCAUAAAGUCCAACUGAUGUGACAAAGAUGUUUGUGGCUAGCCGGUAGGUCACCCCACUGCUUUUUGCUACUGUUUCUUUUUAUAUUUAAGUAUGCAGUAACUAUUUUGUACUGUACAUUUGCUGUAGUUUGAAUGCAUAUUGCACUUUUUUACAUUUGUUCGAGUAAUGUAUUGUAUGUGUUUAUUAUGGAAAUAAACGUUUUUAAUAAACGUCCUCUGUUAAUGAC